This is a messenger RNA of Haliotis rubra (blacklip abalone), 687 nucleotides long. RefSeq names its product collagen alpha-1(XII) chain-like. The transcript has a single exon. The record is from RefSeq and is a predicted model, not a curated record. Bases 1 to 624 code for a protein of 207 amino acids. Lineage: Eukaryota; Metazoa; Mollusca; Gastropoda; Lepetellida; Haliotidae.
AUGACGAUGAAAUUAAAUCUCACCUUCUGUGUUUCAGAAUGCACACCAAUUAUACAAGAUGUUAUCAUCAUAGAGGAUGUUUCUAUAUCUAUCGGUCCACAUAACUAUGAGAAAACGAAGGCCUUUGUGGUUGAUACCAUCAGAAACAUCUCCAAAAGUUCAAAGGAAACUAACGUGGCUUUCAUGGUCUUCUCGGACACAGCUGAAGUCUUAUUCCACCUGAAUACCUACAGGGACAAGAAGACAAGCAUCAUGGAAGCCAUUGAUUCCAAAACGCAUACAGGGGGGAACACAUUUCUUGGAGAUGCUAUCAAACUUGCAACAUCUGAAGUCUUCACGGAAAUCAAUGGGGAUCGGUCUAACGUUCCGAAUGUGGUUCUUCUCUUGACUGACGGGAACAGUGACGCUAAUGAAGACGUGAGAAGUAGCAUUGAUGGGUUGAAAGCCAAGGCGGAAGUGUUUGUGGUGACAGUCACUGACCAAGUGGACAACACCACCAUCGACUUGGUCGCUUCUUUCCCUGCUCUGAACCACGUGUUCCACAUCGACACUGCUGAAACAGCAAGCAGCAUCAAGGAUGUAACUUCCGGCCACAUUUGCCCUAAACCUGUAUCCCAUUAUUAACGUCUGUAAUAUCAUGCGAUAGAAUAAAGUUAUGAAGAUGCAGCAUGUCUUCAUUUCUGUGUU